GCUGGUGGGGAAGAUAGUGAGUUGCUGCCUUCUCUCCCAGGUCUAGUUGGGUUUUGGAGGCUGGACUCCCACCCUGGUACCUGCCACAGUUUUUCAAGAGAUUCCCCGGUCUGUUCUGCAGAGCUGAAGGUUUGGCAAUUGCUGGGGGUAUAAAAAAGUCCAGGAGCAGAGCUGGGGAAGACAUAGAGCUCCCCGUUUCUCCGCUGCAAGUCACCCACCAUGGGGGUUGGAGGUAUGGUGGACGCAAAUACUGCCCUGCACCUGUGGACCUGGGUAGUCAUGCUGUGGUGUGCUGCUUAUGUUCCCAGCAGAGCUACCCCUGUAGGACUUCCCUCUUGCUCUGGCCCCCAAGGCACGGAGUUCAUUAUGGCCUUCAUGCAGAACUUCUUGCCCCGGUUUGGCAAGGCAGACUUCAAGCUGUUCAUCACUACCUACAUGCCCAAUACAACCAUCACUGUCUCUGUCAACAAAGAGGACUUUUCCUUCCAGGCCAUAGCCAACCUAGGGGAGACAGUGGUGGUGAAGAUCCCAGAGUUUGUGGAGCUGCUUCGGAGUGGCACUUCCCACCGCACAGUCAUCAUCCAGGCUGACCAGGAGGUCUCCGUCUUUGCCCUCAACUACAAGAGAAACACAGCAGAUACCACCAUUGUCUACCCUGUGAAGGACCUUGGGACUGAGUACUAUGUGGUAACACCCAAAGAGGGGUUGAGUGAGCUCUACAAACAAUUUGCAGUGGUUUCUGGGCAGGAGUCCACCCGCGUUGACAUCCACCUCAAAGGGGCUGUGACGUUUCAAGAAAGAACCUACCCAGCAGGAAGCAAUCUGACUAUCAUCUUGGAAGCCUACCAGGCUGUCCAGCUACAGAGCCGUGAUGAUUUAUCCAGUACCAGGAUCGUGUCCCAAAACCCUGUGGCUGUAUACGCUGGGCACGUGUGUGCCUCAAAACACACCAAAUGUGACUAUGUUGGUGAGCAGCUCUUGCCAGUGUCCAAGUGGGGCACCACAUUUGUGGUCCCAGUUAUGUCCUUUCAGACCAAAUUUGACUUGGCCUAUGUGGUUGCUUCUCAAGACACCCACAUCAGCUACCACUCUGGGAGCCUGAAAGCCUCAAUGAUCUUGGCCCCUGGGCAGGUCAUGACAUUUGAAGUCACAGUCUCAAAUCCCUUGUAUCUUUCGGCCAGUGUAGGAGUCCAAGUUGUCGUCUUCUGCACUGGUGGAACCCAUAAGAACCUCAUCUACGACCCCUUUCUCAUGACCAUCCCUGAUGUCUCCAGCUACUGCAAGACCUACAGCAUUUUUGGGCAGGAGAAGUUUGAGAACUAUGCCCUGAUUGUAGCCAAGACCUCCGAUACCACAGCUCUGACUAUUGACAAACAACCCUUACGCUUCACCCUAUGGAGGCCAGUUCCUGGUGCAGCCUAUUCAUGGACAUUAUACAGAUUGGGGAUGGGAUAUAGCAACCACACCAUUGAACACCCAAGUUCACCCUUUGUUGUCUUGAGCAUUGGAAUUUCUGAUAAAUCUGGAUAUGGUUCACCAGCUAUAGGGGGAAGAGGUCAGUCCCUAGGCCCGUCUUGCCAGGACUGUAUCACACAACAAGUGGCGGACAGCGGAGGGAAGAAGGGAAGCCCUGUUUCCCCCACAAUCACACCUGCUGAACCUCCACAUACUACCUGCUCAGGGCCCCAAGGAAAUGAAUUCAUCAUGGCCUUCUUGCAAAACUAUGUCCCCAGCUAUGGGCAGAGCCGCAACAUGCUGUUCAUUACCAGCUAUUUCCCUGACACAUCGGUGACUGUCUUAGUGAACCAGGCAAAUUUCACUGUCCACCUGACUGGGAAUCCCAGUGAAACAAUCCCCGUGAGCAUCCCAGCCUUCGCAGAGCUGCAAGGCAGCACCAUUUCAGACAACACAGUUACCAUCCGGGCUGACCAGCAGAUCUCCGUCCUUGCCCUGAACUAUAAGGACCACACAGCUGAUACCACGGUUAUCUACCCCAUACAGGACCUUGGGACUGAUUAUUAUGUGGUGACUCCAAGAAGGCUGUCCAAGAUUGGCUACAAACAGUUCAUGGUAGUGACCUGGCAGGAGUCCACCCGUGUGGACAUCUACCUCAGAGGAGAUGUGACAUUCCAAAGACAAAUCUAUACAGCAGGGAGACAGCUGACCAUUACAUUGGAGGCCUACCAGGCUAUCCAGCUGCAGAGCCAUGAUGAUUUAUCUGGUACCAGGAUUGUGUCCCAAAGCCCUGUGGCUGUCUAUGCUGGGCAUACCUGUGCCUCAAAACACACCAAAUGUGACUAUGUCGGUGAGCAGCUCUUGCCAGUGUCCACAUGGGGCACCACGUUUGUGGUCCCGGCCAUGUCCUUCCAGACCAAAUUUGAUGUGGUGUAUGUUGUGGCUUCCCAAGAUACCCACAUUACCUACCACUCUAGGUUGAGAGAGGCCACAAAGCACCUGGAGGCGGGGCAGGUGACAGUAUUUGAAAUCACUGCCUUGAGACCUUUAUACCUCUCGGCCAGUGUGGGAAUCCAAGUCGUCUUCUUCUCCACUGGUGGGACCAGCAGGAACAUCAUCUACGACCCCUUCUUCAUGACCAUCCCUGAUGUCUCCAGCUACUGUCAAACCUAUAAUGUCUUUGGGCAGGAGGAUUUUGAGAACUAUGCGCUGAUUGUGGUCAACACGUCUCAGUCAGAGGGGAUUAUCCUGGAUAAUAGGCCCCUCAGGAACCUCAAGUGGAAGCCAGUUCCAGGCACUGAGUUCUCCUGGGCAGAAUACAACCUUGGUCGUGGUUUCAAGAGACACAACAUGAGGCAUCUCAGCACCUCCUUCGGGCUGUGGAACAUUGGAAUCAAUGACAAAUCUGGGUAUGGCUCACCAGCAAUUGGGAUCAGAGACACCCUGAUGCCAUCCUGUAGUGUGGUCCAUUGCAGGGCAGGAACCUUCUGCAGGAUGAGAGAUGGACAACCAGAGUGUGUGCCCCUCUCCGAAGCCACAUGCUGGGCCAUGGGCUACUUGCAUUUCCAGACCUUUGAUGGGUGGACAUAUGACAUGCGGGGCAUCUGCACCUACAUGGUAGCCCAGAGUUGCGGGGAGGCAUCCAACCUCCCUGCUUUCAAUGUCACAGCCACCACUGACAGCAGGGGAAACUCACUCAUCUCGUACAUCACCUCGCUCACUGUCCAAGUCUAUGGAGUCAAGGUCACGGUGGUCAGGUCUGAGGUUGGCUUUGUGAGGGUGAAUGGUGCCCGGGCCCACUUACCCCUCUCGCUGCACCACAGGGCCCUGCUCCUGUCCCAAGCUGGCUCCCACCUCCUUCUCGUCACUGACUUUGGCCUCCGAGUCUCCUAUGACUGGCACCACCACCUACGUCUCCACAUCCCUAGCACCUUCUCUGCUCACCUCUGUGGCCUGUGCGGAAAUUACAAUGGAGACCCUGCUGAUGACUUGCCUGAUGCCCCUACCCUUGCCCAAAGCUGGCCACUGGGUGACAGUAACCAGUUGUGCUGGCAUGACUGCUUUGGGACCUGCGGGUCCUGCACCCAAAAACAGUCUUUAGCCUAUGCUGGGGAGGCCUGGUGUGGCCUGAUGGCCAAGGCAGGCGAGGGUCCCUUCAGCCCCUGUCAUGCCAGGGUGAACCCAGAGGUCUAUGCAUACAAUUGCAUGGCCGACCUGUGCCACCACAAUGGCUACCGGGAGGUGCUGUGUGAGGCCCUGGCAGCCUACGCCACUGCCUGCCAACUGCUUGGAGUGUCCAUCGGGGACUGGCGGGAGCUUGCACGGUGCUCCUUGGAGUGUCCCCAGGAGAACAGCCAGUACCAGCUCUGUGGGACUGCAUGCCCUGCCACGUGUGUGAAUGAAGAUGAUCCCAGCAGCUGUCCAUUCCCUUGCAUGGAAACCUGCCAGUGCAAAGCUGGCUACGUGCUGAGCCAGGGGCGCUGUGUCCCCACGAGCGGCUGUGGGUGCAUGUUCGAGGGGCGCCCCUAUGCUCCUGGUGAGACUGUCUGGAAUGACACAUGUAACAUGCGAUGUACAUGCAGUGCCACCACUGGCCAUGUCUCAUGCACAUCUGCAGCUUGUAAGCCCUCUGAGCAGUGUGGGGUGGUGAAUGGUGUGUGGGGGUGCUACUCCACCUCCUACGCCACCUGUUCAGUGGGGCGGACCCCACACUAUAUCACCUUUGAUAGGCAGCGGUACAAUUUCCAGGGCACCUGUCGGUACCAGCUGGCUGCCCUGUGUCAGGGAGCAGAGGGGCUGGUGAGCUUCCACAUUGACAUCCAGGAGCAGAGCGAGAUGGCACCUGUCCAGGUCCGGGUGUAUGAGACCAACAUCCAGAUCAAUCUCCGCUUCCCUGGCAAAGCUCUGGUAAACGGUUUCUUAUUUAACCUCCCCUUCAACCUUGAUGCCAACAAAAUCUCCAUAUAUAGAAGGGGCUGGGCCAUGGUGAUCCAGACAGACUUUGGCCUCACUGUGACUUUCACAGAAUGGUCCGGCCGUACUGCCAUCACCCUGCCAAGCACCUACAUGGGUGCUGUGUGUGGCCUUUGCGGCAACUUCAACGGAGAUGCUGAAGAUGACUUCCUCAUGAGUGAUGGUCACCUGGCAUCAAACCCCACCAGCUUGGGCCAGAGCUGGACUGUAGGGGGGACCUCAGGCUGCUCUGUGGUCAGGAUCCAGCCACAGCCAGAUCAAGAAGCUCUGAAACAGCAGCAAUAUAGCACUAAAGGCCAGUGCCAGGUCAUCCUGGACAAAAGUGGCCCUUUCAGGAUGUGUCACAGCAAGGUGGACCCCCAGGGCUACUUCUCAGAUUGUGUGUAUGACUACUACUUACAGCAAGGCCAGCAGGACAUCAUCUGCCAGGCUGUGGCCAGCUAUGUGGCAGCAUGUCAGGAGGCUGGAGCAAUGGUGUACCCCUGGAGGACACAGAAGUUCUGCCCUCCAUCCUGCCCUCCCAACAGCCACUAUGAAACAUGCAGCAAAGGUUGUGACCUCUCGUGUGGCCAUCUAUACUCCCCAACUCAGUGCACAGCUGGGUGUAUGGAAGGCUGCAUGUGCAACGAGGGAUUUCCCCUCAGUGGGAACCACUGCAUAACCCUUUCCCAGUGCGGAUGCCUCCACAAGGGACUUUACUACCAGGCUGGGGAGAUUUUCUACCCUGAGGCUUCCUGCAAAAAGCAAUGCGAGUGUCGGCCUGGGGGGGAUGUUAGGUGUCAGGAACACACCUGCCGCGCCGGUGAGGACUGCCUGACAGUGGACGGCAUCCGACGAUGCUAUCCGCUUCGAUCUGCCAGCUGCCUCGCAACUGGCCUUUCCCACUACCUCUCCUUCGAUGGGCUCUCCUUUGACUUCCAAGGCACCUGCACCUACACUCUAGUCAAGACCUGCACCCUCACAGGGAAGCUGAUGCCCUUUGUGGUCACCCUAGAGAAGGAGAUAACGGGACAUGGGAAGGUCUCCGUCGCCAAGACAGUGUCUGUCGAGGUCUAUGGAAUUGUACUCACCCUGUUGCCUCACAGCUGGGGAAGCAUCAGAGUGGACGGGGUGUCCCACAACCUUCCCGUGAUGAUGGCAGAUGGACGCCUCCGGGCCUAUCAACAUGGCCUUAAUGUCCUGGUGAAAACUGACUUUGGCCUGGCUGUGAGCUAUGACUUCCUGUACCGUGUGGGUGUCACUGUCUCAGGAGGCUACCGGGGCCAUGUGUGUGGCCUGUGUGGGAACUACAAUGGACGUCAGGACGAUGAGUUCCUGCUCCCCAAUGGCACGAUGGCCCCUAACACACCCAUGUUUGGUGCCUUCUGGAAGGGUCCCAUGUCAGAGCCCUCAUGUGAAGCCGGCAUGCAAGCCCCAGUGUGCAAGGAAACAGAGCAGAAAACCUCUUCCUGUGAACUUAUCACAGCCUCCAAUGGCCCCUUUGCCUCCUGCCACAGUGUGAUCAGGCCUAGUGCCUACCUCAGCCACUGCAUCCAUGACCUCUGCCUCAGCGACAGAGACCCCCAGGUCCUGUGUCAGAGCAUCCACAGCUACAUGAUAGCCUGCCAGAGUGCUAGGGUCCCCAUCGAAGAGUGGAGAAAUGAGUCCUUUUGCCCCCUGAGCUGUCCAGCCAACAGCCACUACCAAAUCUGUUCCAGCCUUUGCAGCACCAGUUGUGCCAGCCUCACCAGUGACCUCCAGUGCCCAGACAUCUGUGCCGAGGGCUGCCAGUGUGAUGAUGGCUUCUUCUUUGAUGGCCAAGGUUGUGUGGCUGCAAGGAGCUGUGGGUGCUUCCAGAAUGGUAUCUAUUACAAGCCCAAUGAGAAGCUCCUGAGGAACAAGUGUAAGGAAAUCUGCACGUGCGUUCCCACCCGAGGGGUCACAUGUGAGGCCCCCGGCUGCCCUGAAGGAGAGACCUGUGGGAUCAAGAAUGGCCUUCAGAGCUGCAUUGGCAAAGACCUGAGAUGCCGGGAAAAGGAGAGCUACAAGUCUGAGGAUGGCCACGCAAAAUGUGUUCCUGACUACAUGAGAACAUGCCGGGCCUGGGGCAACUCACACUUCUACACCUUAGAUGGCCUGGACUUUGCUUUCCAAGGCACCUGUACCUAUACCCUUGUGAAGUCCUGUGGCAGUGAUGCUGGGCUGGUGCCCUUUGCUGUGGAGGAGAAGAAUGACAAUCGUGGCUGCCCAGCUACCUCCUCUGUGAGGUUCACCAACAUCCAUGUCUACGGUCACAACAUCUCCAUCCACAAGGGAGAGGUUGGCAAGAUCCGGCUGAAUGGAGUGGUCACCAAUCUCCCCAUAACACUGGAAGGUGGUGAGAUCAGAAUGUACCAGAGCAGCUUUCGUGCUGUCCUGAGGACAGCUUUUGGCCUACAGGUAGCUUAUGACUGGAACUGGCUUUUGGAGGUCACUGUACCCAGCAGCUACUAUGGGGCCACAUGUGGCCUCUGUGGGAACUUCAACCAAGACCCCAAUGAUGACUUGACAUUGCUUGAUGGCUCAGUGGUCCCUUCCAUCAUCAGCUGGGCAGGUAGUUGGAAAGUCUACCUCCUGGAGUCUUCCUGUUCAGAUUCCUGUGAAGAGCAUCCCUUGAUCUGCAGCAAAGAGCAGUGGCAGCAAUAUGAAGGCAAUGAUCACUGCGGGUUUCUCCAAGCACCCAAAGGCCCCUUCCAAGACUGCCACUCCACAGUGAACCCCAGUGACUUCAUCAAUACCUGCGCCUCUGAUGCAUGUCGGGACGGGGGGACAAAGACCAGUCUGUGCCAGGCACUGGAAGUCUAUGCAGCCACCUGUAAGGACCAUGGGAUCACUGUCCAUGCCUGGAGGGAGCCAUCAGGCUGUGCCCUGUCCUGUCCUGAGAACAGCCACUAUGAAGCCUGUGGCAAUGCCUGUCCAGCCACCUGCUCUGACCCAGCUGCCCCGUCCUCCUGCUGGGAGCCCUGUGAGGAGUCAUGCCAGUGUGACCCUGGAUACAUCCUCAGUGCUGGGCGAUGCAUCCUUGUGGACAGCUGUGACUGCUCCUAUGGUGGCCAGUUCUAUGAGCCUGGGAAAAUUUUCUGGACUGAUGAGAACUGCCGUGCUCAGUGCAUGUGUGACCCUAGCCUGGGCGUGGUGCUUUGCAAGGAAGUGAGCUGCAAGUCCAAUGAGAAAUGCACCCUGGUGAAUGGGCACUGGGGCUGUCAUGCCUCCAGCUACUCUACUUGCAUGGCAACCGGAGAUGCCCAUUACACCACCUUCGAUGGGAAGAAGUAUGACAUCACAGGCACCUGUACCUACCAGUUUGCAGCGCUCUGCUCCAAGGACCCUACACUUGUCCCGUUCCUCAUCACGGUGCAGAACAGCCACCGGGGCCUCCGGGCCACAUCCUUCAUCCAGUCAGUGACCUUGGACGUCUACAACGUGACCAUCACCCUGAGCUGGGAGCACCCACACAAGAUACAGGUUGAUGGAGUCCUGGUGGACCUGCCUUUUCACCACAAGGACAAACUCUCUGUUUACCUCAGUGGACGUCAUGGCUUUGUCAAGACUGAGUUUGACUUGCAGGUGACCUUUGACUGGUUCAGCUCUGCCCAGGUGGUCCUGCCAAACCUUUAUGCAGGUGCCACAUGUGGCCUCUGUGGCAAUGCCAACGGGGACCCCAGUGAUGACCUCACCAUGAAGGAUGGAAGCUCGGCAUUCAAUGAAGCCCAGUUCACUGAGAGCUGGAAGUUAAGAGGGCUUCCAGGGUGCUCAGCAAGGUGCUCUGGGAGUUGUGUGGUCUGUACGGAGGCACAGAAGCUGCCCUACAAGGCAGAAUAUUACUGCGGGGUACUCAUGGGAGAAGAUGGUCCCUUCAGGCAAUGUCAUGAGACCAUCACACUGGCUCCGUUCUUUGAUCACUGCAUCUUGGACACCUGCCAGUUCAAGGGGUACCAUGAUAUUCUGUGUAACUCCAUCAGCGCCUAUGUGACAGCCUGCCAAGCCCAGGGCAUUGCUGUCGGGCCAUGGCGAUCAGCUAUGUUCUGUGACCUCCCCUGCCCCCCCCACUCUCACUAUGAGCUCUGUGGGAACAGUUGCCCAACCACUUGCCACGGGCUCGUGUCCCUGGAGAUGUGUGAUGCUCCUUGCACUGAAGGGUGUUUCUGUGAUGCCGGCUUCGUCCUGAGCGGGGACCGUUGCGUCCCAGCUGAGGAAUGUGGCUGUGUGCACCAGGGCCGGUACUACAGCCAAGGGGCAGAGUUCUAUGUUGAUAUAUCCUGCCAGAAAUGGUGCCGGUGCACAACCAACGGGGUCAUUGAGUGUUCGCUGGUCAGCUGCAGCACACAUGAAGAGUGCCGCCUGGAGAAUGGCAUCUUUGGCUGCCACCCUGUGGCCUCCGGCACAUGCGUAGCACAUGCUGGUACUCACUACCUGACCUUUGAUGGGCAAGCCUUCAACUUCCAGGGCUCCUGUGGCUACAUCAUGGCUGAAGCGAAGGAAGGGGACUCCAGGCUGGAAAACUUCUCCGUGGUGAUAGAGAAUGAUGUUUCCAUUGGGGACAGCCUCCUGCCUCCAGGCAGGACUGUGGUGGUCACUGCUCAUGGCCAUACCAUGACCAUUGAGAAGGGAAAGAAGUGGAGAAUUAUGGUAGAUGAAGAACUCUACAUCCUACCUCUGACUCUGGAUGAUGGGAAGCUUUGGGCCAACCAGGAAGGCAACAACAUCAUCAUCCAGGCUGCCUCUGGUUUCCGCGUCCUCUACGACACCUCCUCCUAUGUUCUGGUGACUGUCCCCAGCACCUACCAGGGCCGCAUGCGGGGCUUGUGCGGCAACUACAAUGGGGACAAGAGCGAUGACUUCCUGCUGCCCACUGGGAGGGGAACCAAGGACAUGGAUGAGUUCAUCACCUCAUGGAAAGUGCAUGUGGACGAUCCCCGGUGCACCAAGGGCUGUGGUGUGCAGUGCCCCGUCUGCAGUACGAACAAAAUGGCACCGUACCAGGUUGGCAGCUCAUGUGGACAAAUGAGAGACACUUUGGGUCCUUUCAGUGACUGCCACAACCUGGUCAGCCCUGCCAGCUACUUCAAGAGCUGUGUCCAGGACAUGUGCGCCACCCGUGGGGCACAGGAGACUCUCUGUCACAGUCUCCAGGCCUACACAGCUGCCUGCCAGCUGGUCGGAGCCCAGGUCAGAGACUGGAGAUCGGACGCAUUCUGCCCUCUCUCCUGCCCACCCCACAGCCACUACGAAAUGUGCACCAGAUCCUGUGAUUUCACCUGUGCCGCCUUGUCUGUGCCCACCCACUGCACUGAGAGAUGCUUCGAAGGCUGCCAAUGUGAUGACGGCUAUCUGUUUGAUGGGGCCUCCUGUGUGCCUCUGUACCAGUGUGGCUGUGUCCGUGAUGGGCGCUACCUCCAGAUCGGGGAAAGCAUCAUGUCCAGCAACUGCUCGCAGACCUGUGCCUGCCGCUCCGCAGGUGAACUCGUCUGUGAGAGGAGCCAGGGCUGUGUGGAUCAAGAGGGUCACUGCACCUGGGCCUCCGGAGGCUGGUUCACCUCCUUCGAUGGUGUCUCAGGAAAAGCCCCCUCGGAUGGGGCUUAUGACAUGGUGUCCCUGUGUGAGGGCAGCAGCCUGCCCUGGUUCAGGCUGGUGACCAAGGUCCUCAGGGAAGGAGGCAUUCCCGUGCCUGGCGCCAUCUACCUUUUCUUUGAGGAGGGGCUUGUUGUCAUCAGCAAGACAAGGGAGGUCUGGGUGAAUGGGCGUUCAACACAGCUCCCAGUGCAGGUGUCUGAGACUGUGUCUGUAAGCGAGUCCCAGGGCACCAUCACAAUCACCCAAGCUGCAGGAGUUCAAGUUCAGCUUAGCUCCAAUGGAGAGGUGACGGUGAUGGUGAAGAAGACCUUGGCCAACCAGCUGUGUGCGGCUUGUGGGGACUUCAACGGCAAUGCCUCCAAUGAUCUGCAGCUGCCCAGUGGGAAGAUAGUGGGAACCAUCACAGAAAUAAUUGACUCCUGGAAGGCCCGGGACUUCCCAAGAAGUGGCAAUGAAGGCUCAUUGGAGAUGCAGGGGAAGACAUCUCUUCUCCAUGGACUGUACCCUGGGGCGUAAAUGAGCCACACACACACGCGUGUGUGCACACACCUAUCUACAUCACACAAAUACACACCCGCAUCACACAACUACAUGCACAAAUGCACACACAUGCACACACACCCACCUGUACAGAAGUACACACCCAUGUGCACACAAAUAGACCCACAUGCACAAACACACAUACACAAAAAUACAUGCACAUACACAUACAUGCUCACAUACACGUGUGCACACAAAUACACAUGCAUACGUAUACCCACACACAUGUACACCCACAUGCACACAUAUACACACGUGCACUCACUCACACACACACACACACACACACAGAAAUAGGCCUCUUUGUACCCGGCUCUGCUUCUCAGAAGCCCGUAUUGUGGGACAUGAUGAAAACGGAAGAGAAUUGUAAAAACGCAGCCUGUGAAUAAAUCCAUUAGCCAA
Alligator mississippiensis (American alligator) is the source of this 10962-nucleotide messenger RNA. RefSeq names its product IgGFc-binding protein. The record is from RefSeq and is a predicted model, not a curated record. Lineage: Eukaryota; Metazoa; Chordata; Crocodylia; Alligatoridae. The coding region runs from base 220 to 10536 and encodes 3438 amino acids. Gene Ontology annotation, molecular function: protein binding. The transcript has 23 exons.